Molecule: messenger RNA, 2841 nt
Organism: Symbiodinium sp. CCMP2592
Lineage: Eukaryota; Dinophyceae; Suessiales; Symbiodiniaceae
Source: the annotation of a GenBank genome assembly
AUGGGGUGCUGCCGGCUGCGGAGGCGCUGGUCGCAAAGCUGGAGGAGCAAAGACUCUCCUUCGAUCGCGUCACCUACCACACCCUCAUCUCCCUCUACAGCAAAGCCGAUAUGCCCCGGCGAGCUCUUCAGGUCCUCGAGUCUAUGCGGGCCUACUGCCAGAUACAAUGCUGCUAUCCGCUCAUUGUCGGGCGAUGAGGCGAACUUCCCUGAGGCCUGGGAGACGGCGACAAAGUUGUUCAGGCAGAUGACCUCUGAUGAAUUGCAGCCAGACAAGGGCAGCUUCAACGCGCUUCUCAGCGUUUAUGGCAACGCUUCCAGGUGGACCUCAGUCUUGCAGGCGGUAGAUGCCAUGUGUCAGGUUCCAUGGGUUUCACCCGACGUCAUCACCUGGAGUACUGCAGUGGAUGCUUGUGGACGAAGUGCACGAUGGGAGGCUGCUUCAUACCUGAUGUACAGCAUGAGGCGCCUGAAGCUUGAAGCCAACGUCGUGGUUUGGAGCGCUCUGGUCAAGGCGUAUGACCGAGCUAGCCACUGGGACCGAGCCAUUGCCACGGCAGUGAGGAUGAUGCACCCUGGCCGGCAGCGGCGCGCGCUGCCAAGGCCCAAUGCAGUUGCUUUGACCAGUGCCGCCAGCGCUUGUGCCAAGGGCCAAGCCUGGCAGCCUGCGCUCGCAUUGCUGUGGACUGCCCAAAGGUGGCGUCUUCGGCCGAGCCUGACGGCCUUCAACACAGCACUGAGUGCCUGUGCCGCCAGCAAGCAGUGGCGGCAGGCCUUGGCCGGACUCGGAGGCUUGGGUCCGGCUGCAGACGUGGUGACGCGCAACGUCGUCCUGGCUUCGUUGGAGUUUUCGCGAAGAUGGGAGCAUGCUCUGGCACUUGUGGAGUCCAUGGUGAAAGAGGACUUCUGGCCAGAUAUCUUCAGCUUCAACAGCUUGCUCAGCACUUUCGAGAAGGCCGCGCAGUGGGAGCGCGCUGUGACGCUGCUCCUGCGGAUGUUGGAUUUCGUUGUCGCACCGGAUGACAUCAGCUGCAACGUGGUAGUGGCCAGCUGCCCCUUUGUUGAAGAAGAGGCGCGCUGGAUGCUCUUGGUUGCGCCUCCGCAGUGUCUUCCGCAGAAGAUGCACUUCUUCGACCGUUGGCAGAGGCCACCCAGCUGGCAGCAGGAGCCCUGGCCGAACGAUGGGCGCGCGCUGCGGGACCCGAGCCGGGACACCCGGAUUGCUGAGAUCUCGGGAUCGCUCGGGCCGCAGAUGUGGGCAGAAGAAUGCAUGUGCAAAGGUCGGCAUGUGCAGAGACUGCAGAGACAGAUGUCCGAUGAGUUGUUGCAGAGACUUCGGGCGCUUCCCGCCGUUUUGCCAAGAGAAGCUUCAAUGCCUCAGUUGGUUGGGCUGGACACUUCGAGCGUGCCUUUGACCAACGAGCCAGGGGCCUGGGGUGACAACAGCCACUUGCGCGCCUUUGUCGAGUGUUACUCCGUGAUGGGGUUCGGUUUUGGCGAGCUUGGCAGUGGCAUGCCCAUGCAUCGUCGAGUCUUCGAGCUUGAGGUCCAGGCUCCAGUGCUGGCCGAGCUACACUCCGGAGGCCAAGCUUUGUCUCCCCUCGCGUCCAUUCCUGACUUGCAGAGUCUCAUAGUUGCGCUCCAUCCCAUCUUUCACCCUGGCCUCCGCCGCGAGGCUUGCCGAGCCUUCUGUUUUAGAGUGCUGUGGAAACUCCGUGGUGCGCUGCGUCCCGGGACCCAAGCUGCCAUGGUGCGAGCCAGGAGAUCGGGUGCUUUAGCUGUCGCCUUGACCGUGGCUUUGUGCGCCUUGGCUCAGGGCCCAGAGCCAGCGGGCUGCUGCAGUUCGCCGACGCGCAGCGAUCAGGGAGGCAUGGCCCUGAAGACAUUGGGUUUUACGGAGAGCUUUAACUCGGAGCCAUCGGAGGAGGAGCUGCCGGAGCUCAAGAAGGCCUACCGACAAGCCGUGCGCACAUCCCACCCGGAUGCCCCCGGCAGCGCUGAGAAGCUUCUGCUCGUGAAGGAAGCGUAUGACUUUCUCUUGAAUGCGCCCACUGUCACCGUCUGGGAUGAAGGCGUUCCAGUGAACGAGCGCAGGGGCUCCACCACGUACACCUCCCCGGGCCGCAAGUGGCCGCGCUACCCGCAGGAGCGACCAAAAGCCUGGAAGGGACCAAGGCGGGAGCUGAUCAUAGGCGGCGUGGUUCUCGGCACCCUGGUGGCCAUCGGCAUCGCCACCCAGGUGGUUUCCACAAAACCCCGAGACGACUACCUUGCAAGCAUGGGAGACAUGGAGGAGGGAGUCGAGGGUCUCGGAGGAUCCGAGAAAAAGUUACCACCACUUGUGAAGAGUGGUUCAUACAAGCUCGGAGAGGUCUAUCGGCAGUUUGCCGAUGAGUCCUCAAGGGUGAAGCGGCCCGUCCUCCUGAUGGGUGAGCUGCUGGCGGGUCGGCCGGGCUCCGGAACAGUGGAGCGCGCCACGUCUUUGGCUACGCUCUUGUGGUGCCCUCAGCUGCCGAAGUUAUCAGACCUUCACAUGAUUGCUCACACCUUAGCUCGGUUCGAGUCCAUCACGGCGGUGGUUUUGCAAGACGACGUACAAGCUGAGUUGAUUCUGGUGCCCGCACAGAAGACCUAUGUGGACUCUUCCGACCUGGAUCCCCUCGCAGCCAAGACCCUUGCAGAGAACAACUCUCCAGGUCUUUUCAUCUUCGACAUUACUCGUGAGCAAUGGGCGGAGCAGAAGGCACCGGCCCAGAGUGCCUUUUUGGCACUUGAGGAGAAGUCUUAUUGGUUAUGUAGGGGCCUAAAUAAUUACCAAUCCUAUUUUGUGGGCUCUUUGUAA